AUUGAGAAUCUGCAGGAGCAGCUGAGAGACAAGGAGAAACAGAUGAGUAGUCUGAAGGACAGAGUCAGGUCUCUCCAGACAGACACCUCCAACACUGACACAGCUCUCACCACCCUGGAGGAAGCACUGGCUGAGAAGGAGCGUAUCAUUGAGCGUCUGAAGGAGCAGAGAGACAGAGACGACAGAGAGAAGACAGAAGACAUCGAGUCCAACAAGAAAGAACUGAAGGAACUCAGAGAGAAACUCAGUCUACUGCAGGGAGACCUGUCUGACCGAGAGACGACCCCUAGUUCCACAGAAAACAGGCCCAACAUUGAAAUGGACAUUCAGUACAGAUGUUUGUCACUUGGACGCGUGCAGACCAACCUGUUAGACCUUAAGGAACAUGCUUCGUCCCUGGCUUCCUCCGGUCUGAAGAAGGACUCUAAACUGAAGAGUCUGGAGAUGUCUCUGGAACAGAGGAAAGACGAGUUCAUCAAGAUGGAGAACCAACUCAAGAAGGCCCAGAAUGCAUUGCUGGAGGCCCAGGCCAACACGGAGCUGUCAGAACGCAUCGUUACUCUGGAACAGGAAGUGGCUCGGCACAGAGAGGAUUCUGGGAAGGCCCAGGUGGAGGUGGACCGAUUGCUGGAGAUCCUCAGAGAGAUGGAGAACGAGAAGAACGACAAGGACAAGAAAAUCAAUGAACUGGAGAAUUCUGCUUCAAGACAGGUGAAGGACCAGACUAAGACGGUGGCCCAGCUGAAACAUAAGGAGCAGGUGGAGAAGAGUAAGAACGCCCAGCUGGUGCAGGAGGUCAGGAAGAGAGACGACAACCUCAAUGAGAGCUCUCAACACGUCAAGGACUCCCUGCGCCAGAAGGAGGAGCGUAUAGAGGAGCUGGAGGAGGCUCUGAGAGAGAGUGUCCAGAUCACAGCAGAGAGAGAGAUGGUUCUGGCUCAGGAGGAAGCUGCUCGCACACACACUGAGAAACAG
Molecule: messenger RNA, 975 nt
Organism: Oncorhynchus gorbuscha (pink salmon)
Lineage: Eukaryota; Metazoa; Chordata; Actinopteri; Salmoniformes; Salmonidae
Product: ELKS/Rab6-interacting/CAST family member 1-like
Exons: 8
Biological process (GO): maintenance of presynaptic active zone structure; neuromuscular synaptic transmission; regulation of synaptic plasticity
Cellular component (GO): cytoskeleton of presynaptic active zone
Molecular function (GO): structural constituent of presynaptic active zone
Source: RefSeq, a predicted model, not a curated record